Molecule: messenger RNA, 1425 nt
Organism: Penicillium olsonii
Lineage: Eukaryota; Fungi; Ascomycota; Eurotiomycetes; Eurotiales; Aspergillaceae
Source: the annotation of a GenBank genome assembly
AUGAUGAAUUUGAAUGACCAGUACUUCACUCAGGCUGAACCCAAUCUUGAGGGCCUUCCAACAGAGUUGAAGAUUCAUAUCUUAUGGCAAAUCCCGGUUAUUGAGGAUCUCAAAUCCCUUGUGCUUGCCUCACCAGGCUACCACCGUGCAUACCUUUUGGUCAGAUAUCAUCUACUUGAAUGGCAUGCGAAUCAACAACUAGGCGAAGAACUUGAUCUGGCAGAGGCACUUACUGCUGUCCGAUCGAAAGGGAUUCAAUUCACCACCCGGCGAGAAAGUGCAAUCGCUCUACUAGAUACCUGGCGUCGCAGAGAUGAAAUUCGGGAGUCCAGUCAAUCUCAUCAAUCGCCAUAUCGACUGGAUAAAUCCACUCACUUGGAAGAAAUCAUAAACCUACUUCAUUUCCAAAAGGUGCUACGAUUCUUCCUCGAGGAUUAUGCAGCCAAUGCGCCCAAUCGAUACGACAUACCUCUUACCCAAUGGAAAGAUCAAUUUCUGCCCCUCGUCUUAUCGUCUGUUGAAAGACAGAGAAUCCUAAGGGCGCUUUGCCGCUUGCAAAUUCUGAAGAACAUCUUUGGGGACCCCAUUCAUUGUUUCCAAUACCCAAAUUGCGAUUCAUGCUCUUGCACGGAUCACUGGCGAAAGAGAGAAGGAACAAAAAAAAUUCGACGCUUACACGAACCCCGUAAUCAUCAAGAUGAUGAAUAUGCGUUCCGGUUAUUCUACGGCACAAUGCCUCCUUGGGAAUACGAGGAAAUGGGAUGUGUGUACAGCUACUUCCGGGAAAAAGUUGAGCUUGUGGGAAAGGAGAUUUCGCAUGAUCUACGGCAACUCAGCGAAAGCACGCCAUGCGAGUUCUUUCAUGAAAUACUUCCAGUGGAAGAACGUCCCCCACCGGGAUCUACGAUGCACAGUGCUGGAAGCUUGGUUAUAUUUCCUGACCAGGAUGCCGAAGGAUUAGCAGGGUUAGGGCCAGAGUUUCUAUAUCGCCUCUUCCACGUGGACAGGUUGACUCGGCGUAACAUUGUGUGCAGAAACACCAGAAAAAUAUGGCAUGGCCCAUUUAUCGGAUACAAAAUCAGUCUUUCGUGGGAAUAUCGAUUCCCGCUCAUUGGGCCGGCAGAUCGACACGACAGACCGGGGUUCGAACAGUUCUGGUCUUCUUUACCAGCUAUCGAGCAGCCUACCCCAGAGUGGAAGAGGACAUGGCUUGUGGAGCAAGGCGAGGAUAUCGAAUUGGAAUAUGCCAUUUAUGCCGAUGAAACGGAGGAGACGGGCUGGAACUGGUGUUAUACAUUGUGGGACGAAGAGCGUUUGGAGGAAUGGAAGUCUCGGCGCGAAAAGGAAAUUUCGCGUUCUACCCCCGGGGCCCGCAGGUUCAUCGUGUCAGAGACAGGGAAUAUUAACAUAGAGCCACCUGAGUAA